This is a messenger RNA of Rhinichthys klamathensis goyatoka, 1847 nucleotides long. RefSeq lists its product as uncharacterized. The coding region runs from base 1 to 843 and encodes 280 amino acids. The transcript has 7 exons. Lineage: Eukaryota; Metazoa; Chordata; Actinopteri; Cypriniformes; Leuciscidae. The record is from RefSeq and is a predicted model, not a curated record.
AUGGGGGGCGUUGACCUGUCCGAUCAGCUGUUACAGUACUACUCUGCACAGCACAAAACAAUGAAGUGGUACAGAAAGAUCUUUCUACACUUCUUGGACAUUGCUGCCACCAAUGCUUUCCUUAUCCACAAAGAGUUAUGUGGUAACAUGACCCAUAAAGAGUUCAUGGAACAGCUUAUUGCAGAGCUCUGUGGUGUGUCACAGAAAGUAGCACCAAAACAAUGCAGUAGUGACCAUAUACCCAUUCCAGGAGCUGAGCUGACCUCCGAUGCAAAGGAUAUUUCCACAGUUGGCCGCAAGAGCGGUGUGCUUUGCAAAGCACAGCUUGGGCCCCAAAACCCCCUCAGACCCCAGAGGGUUAAAGUGAACACUCAUUCCCAGUCAGAAGCCAGAGAUGUACAUAAGUUGACAGUUGUCAGUGAUCAGUCAGUGUUAAUUGAAUCAAGGGUCUGUGCAUCCACUGAAGGACUGGAAAAGGUGACUCCUGAGAAGGACAGAUUAUCAUUGGAAGAUCAAGACUGUGUUGAGAAGGAUGUUGAGAUGAUGCCUCCUGUCAAAGAGUACUUGUUAAAUGAGGAGCAGAGCAUUUGUGCACCUACUGAAGGAGUCAAGGAGGUCUGUAAGCAUGACGUGGUCAAUUCAGCAAUAUCAAGCAUGGACCGAUGUGCUGAAUGUGUGGGACCUGUUGCUGCACUGAAGUGGAAUGGCCUGAGAUGUAAAUUGUGCUCCAGUUUUUGGCACAAGUCCUGUUAUUCAAAGUUUCACAAAUGGACUAGAAAACAGUCAUCACUGGUAGGAGCAUGUUUGUUUCUAUAUUGUUUGCUCCUCAGUUUUAUGAAUUAACUUUCUAUUAUUGCUGUAAAUUAAUCAUAAGUAUAUUUACAAUAGGAAGUAAGUUCAGAGGAAGACGAGCAGUCAGAUGAGGAAUACAUACCACAGUCUGAGUCAGACAAUCAGUCAGACAGUUCAGUUGAACUGACAACAAGACCAGCAAGAUCUGAUCAAGCUAAACUCCUCUCAGAUAUACAGGGAGCUGCAUCCUCUAAGUUUAGUGAACCCCUGAGAUCUGAUGUAACCCCCCUGAAUUUAUCUGAGGACAAAGGGAAAACAAUCUUAAAGGCCAGGGAAGCAGCAUGUGUGUAUGAAGAGUCUGGCUUGCUAUGUCAUGAGGAACAGUUGACUGAUGUUGAGAGAGACAUUGAAUCAGAGACAGUUGAAUGCCACCUUCCCAGAAAACAAGGUUCAGAGGUAUGCAGAUCAACAGAGGUUAUGUCAUCACCCUGAUCACACAACAGAGAGGACAGUACUGAGAAGCUUUUGAGUGCAAAAAGGGCAGCAACGUUGAGAGAGGAAGGUACAGAAAGCAGUAUGUCUGAAGCAGAUCAGUGUGAGCAAUCAGCAAAGAUUUCCUGUUCAACAAAUAAUAAGAACUAUUGUUACAUCUGCGGGAAACAUCAGUCCAAGUUAGCACGCCAUUUGAAAACUCAUAUGUCUGAUGUUGAAGUUGGGCAGGCUUUGUCACUCCCUGUGCACUCCAAAGAACGUAAAGCAAUGCUGGAAAAACUCAGGAACAAGGGCAACUAUCAGCAUAACACAGACGUUUUACAGUGUGGAGAGGGGGCCCUUAAAAUAAAACGCACACCAAAAAAAGAACGUGAUUUAAAGCAUUUUGUGCAUUGCAUGCACUGCAAAGGGAUGUUUGUACAGAGAGAUCUAUGGCUUCAUUUGAAAAGAUGUUCCUCAAAACCAGCGUCUGACAGUGAAAACCAAGGGAGAACCAGGGUUUUGGGUCUGGCAACUAUGGCAGAGUCUUCAUUCAGUCAGCUGAUAUCUCAAGGAGUUUGGAA